UGUACCCAAUCUUCGCAGCCGGAUCAAGUCCUCUCCCUCUUCCAGAGAGAAAACUCCCUAGCGCCCUCGAAGCCGGGGUGCAUGCUGAGGCUCAGCAACCCACGGAGGAGAGGCAGAGAUGGAGAAAAAGAGGGGAGGGGAAGCGAAGAGCUGGCGGCAGAGGGAACAGCAGAUUGCUCCGAGCCAAUGGCAACGGCAGGACAAGGUGGCACCAAAUUCCCUUUGGCCAAUGAGAAAACAGAGUUUACAGGAGCCUCAUUAGCAUUUCCCAAGAGGCAAAGGCUGGAGCCGCGCGGUGUUGGUGUCUGCAGCAUCCCAGCCCCUUGGCUGUGGUCGCAGCUCUUCUCGGCUUUCUGUCCCCUCCCCUCUCCCGCCUUCACCUCCACGAGGGGCUGCCAGCCCUGUGCACUUUGUCCCUUGCUGGCAGUGGAUAAAAGGGGCCUGAGGAAAUACAGGACACGGUCACCCAUCGCCAGCUCUACCCUUUAAAUUCCAGUCCAAGGAGAUCCCCGCACAGGCUAGACACCCUUCCAGCGUGCGAGCCACCGGGAAGGGUUCCGAGCGCAGCUCCACCGAUCGCCCUGCACAAGCGGACUCCGUAACCGAAGUCCGCCCUCGGUCGCAGGGGUGCAAAUUCCGCUCCGCGGUCUCAGCCCAGGGAACGUGAUCCCAGCAGCCGGAGAGCCACGAUGCCGGCCCACAUGCUGCAUGAGAUCUCCGGCUCCUACACCACUACCACCACCAUCACAGCGCCCCCUCCUGGACUUAAUGGAAGACAAAAAUUGGAAAAGACUCUCCCUGACUUGGGAGAAGAGAUCCGCCCUGAAAUGAAAGAUGACAUCCAUGACCCCAGCUACCAGGAUGAGGAGGGCCCCCUGCCCAAGCUUGAGUAUGUCUGGAGAAACAUCAUCCUUAUGGGUCUGCUGCACGUGGGAGCCCUGUAUGGGCUCACACUGGUUCCCACCUGCAAGUUCUACACCUGGAUCUGGGCAUACAUGUACUAUGUAGUCAGCGCCCUGGGCAUCACAGCAGGGGCUCAUCGCCUGUGGAGCCACCGGACUUACAAAGCGCGGCUGCCCCUGCGGCUAUUCCUCAUCAUCGCCAACACCAUGGCAUUCCAGAACGAUGUGUAUGAGUGGGCCAGAGACCACCGUGCCCACCACAAGUUCUCAGAAACACACGCUGAUCCUCACAAUUCCCGUCGUGGCUUUUUCUUUUCUCACGUGGGUUGGCUGCUGGUGCGCAAACACCCAGCUGUCAAAAAGAAAGGUGGUUUGCUGGACAUGUCUGACCUAAAAGCUGAGAAACUGGUGAUGUUCCAGAGGAGGUACUACAAGUCUGCUCUCCUGUUGAUGUGCUUCAUCCUGCCCACGCUGGUGCCCUGGUAUUGUUGGGGUGAAACCUUUCCACACAGUUUGUUUGUUGCCACUUUCCUGCGAUAUGCUGUAGUGCUCAAUGCCACUUGGCUGGUGAACAGUGCUGCCCAUCUAUAUGGAUAUCGCCCUUAUGACAAGAACAUUGAGUCUCGAGAGAACAUCCUGGUUUCAUUGGGAGCUGUAGGCGAGGGAUUCCACAACUACCACCACUCCUUCCCCUAUGACUACUCUGCCAGUGAGUACCGCUGGAGCCUCAACUUCACCACAUUCUUCAUCGACUGCAUGGCUGCCAUUGGUCUGGCUUAUGACCGGAAGAAAGUGUCCAAGGCUGCCAUCUUGGCCAGGAUUAAAAGAACUGGAGAUGGAAGCUACAAGAGUGGCUGAGUCUGGGUUGUCCGGGUUCCUAUUCCAAAAGUCAGCUGGGCAAAGGUUUAAUGUUCUAUUGAUUAACUACUGAAUAACAAUACCCGGAUGCUAAAGAUGAUGACCAUAACCCAUUACGGUACAGUAUUCUUUUAAAACAAGAAAGUUUUGAUAACUUUUUGAGAUAAUACAUAUUUUAAUUAGCUAGAUUUAACCAUUUUACAACAUAUAUACUUCCAGACAUGU
Castor canadensis (American beaver) is the source of this 1985-nucleotide messenger RNA. Its product is annotated as acyl-CoA desaturase 1. Gene Ontology annotation, cellular component: endoplasmic reticulum membrane. The record is from RefSeq and is a predicted model, not a curated record. Gene Ontology annotation, molecular function: stearoyl-CoA 9-desaturase activity; iron ion binding; palmitoyl-CoA 9-desaturase activity. Gene Ontology annotation, biological process: monounsaturated fatty acid biosynthetic process; response to fatty acid; unsaturated fatty acid biosynthetic process. NCBI's taxonomy places the organism in Eukaryota, Metazoa, Chordata, Mammalia, Rodentia, Castoridae.